Lytechinus variegatus (green sea urchin) is the source of this 9749-nucleotide messenger RNA. RefSeq names its product E3 ubiquitin-protein ligase UBR5-like. The transcript is spliced from 50 exons. Bases 128 to 9640 code for a protein of 3170 amino acids. Gene Ontology annotation, biological process: regulation of double-strand break repair; protein polyubiquitination; DNA damage response. The record is from RefSeq and is a predicted model, not a curated record. Gene Ontology annotation, molecular function: ubiquitin binding; ubiquitin-protein transferase activity; RNA binding. Gene Ontology annotation, cellular component: nucleus. Lineage: Eukaryota; Metazoa; Echinodermata; Echinoidea; Temnopleuroida; Toxopneustidae.
UCGCCGUUUUAUCGAUGAUCGAGCGUAGCUUAUGGUUAAAUGGCAGAGAAAGAAUAAAUUACGAAAUGCGGAUACGCCAUUGAUACUUCAUGUUAAAUCCAUAAAUGUAUCAUUUUGGUGACUUUAAAUGUCUCGAAACUCGAAGAUGACUACUGUUCACUUUGUUGUCCAUCCAUUACCUGGCACAGAAGACCAACUGAAUGACAGAUUGAGAGAGUUAUCUGAGAAACUGUACAGGCAACCAGCACCAUGUGCUUCAGGAGUUUUACCCCUGAAAAACCUUCCAGUGAAAAGCAUAACUGUUGGACCAAAUCAUGCAGCUUUUCUUCUUGAGGAUGGUCGUGUAUGUCGUAUGGGAUUCUCAAUCAACCCUGAGAAAGUUGACAGUGGUCCAACCAAGAGUGAAAGCUCCAAGAGCAGCAAGAAGAGCUGGGCCUCCUCUGCUCAGUUAUCUUCAGCUCGUUCUUCAUCAUCUUCAUCAUCAUCGUCACGGCCUACUAAUCCUCUUAACCCUUGGCUCAUCAAUGCCGAUGAACCUUCUGGAGUUUCGUCGAGUAAAUGGUCCUCUAAUUGCCGUACCCCAUCCAAUCGCACAACAUCAAACAACAACUCCAGUGCUUCCCGUAAUCGAGGGCGUGUCAUCCGUGCUCACUCCCGGGGUCGUGGUGGGGUGAUAGUGGGUACCAGGCCAGUUGUCCCAGCAUCUGUUGUCCCUGAAGAACUGGUGUCCCAGGCACAGGUAGUCCUACAGGGCAAGAGCAGGUCGGUCAUCAUCAGAGAGCUCCAAAGGACAAACCUGGAUGUCAACCUGGCAGUCAACAACCUGUUGAGCCGUGAUGAUGAAGACGGUGAAGACCCAGAGGAGAAUGACACCUAUCUGUCUGGUGGUGAUGACCUUGUCUCACUCUUGGAUGGCGGUAUCCACUCGGAUCAUCCAAGCGUCAUCAUUGAUGCUGACGCCAUGUUCUCGGAGGAGUUCUUGGGCCUACCGCCAUCGAGGUCCAGAGCUAGAGGAUCUAGCAGUAGAGAUCGUGAUCGUGAUGCUGAGCGAGAUCCGCUGCUGCGUAGCCGGGAGCGGCGUUGGCCCGAGAUUGUACUCCGAGAUACCGGAUCAGGAGCUAGUAACAUGAAGGCUGGUAGCUCAGAGGCAGCAGGAUCGUCAGAUAGCAGACGUGGGGGAGCUGCAGGGCACAGCCAGAACCCUGUGGUUAUUGGAGAGGAUCUAGAAUGGUGGUCAGAAAAGGGUGAAGAAGCACCUCGAUUUGUAAGCAUUGGUGCCAUGUAUUCUGAGCUGAUAGCUGUGGGUCAGAAUGGCCUUAUGUACCAAUGGAAGUGGUCGGAUCCAGAACCAUACAAGAAUCCGGAGAACACUGGAGUACACCAUCCUAAGGUUCCAUUCCUGGGUCUGGUAGGGGAAAAGAUAUCCCAGAUAGCCACCUGCUUUGAGAAAUCAGCAAUCCUGACUGAGUCUGGAAAGAUAGCAACGAUGAUUGAUGAGACCCUAUCGCCUAUUGCAUCUAGACUUGAACAUCCAGCCACUGUGUAUCAAGAGUUUGCCUGUGACAAAAUUGUUUCCAUUCAUACCUGUGCUUUAUAUACCUGCACCUGGAUGGAAUCUGGCCACAUCUUCUGGUGGGGUGUGCUUCCUUUAGCACUGAGGAGUAAGGUCUUGGAGAAGGCUAGAGAUAGAGCCAGAGCGAAGAAACGUGAAGCUAUGGCAUCAGCUUCAUUAACUGCUGGAACACAGGUCUGUUUACGUAGUUGCCCCAUGUACCACUGUGGUGCGUUGGCCUUCAACGUGAAGAGUGCCCCACCUCGAGUAGGUCAGUUGAUGGACACUGCCUGGCACCUGACAGACACCUGCAGGUUCCGUAUACGUCGUUCUUCCCUGGACCUGAGUGACACUUCCACCACCGGCGGAUCCUCUACCAGUGGUGCUUCCACCUCAGCAAGCCUCCCUCAGGCAAGCCGAGAUACCAAGGAUGAGACAAAGGGAGAUGGGGGUAAAGCAGAUGCUCGAGGAGAUGCUAAGACUGAUGCAAAUAGGUUAGACGUGAAGCAAGAAAUGGGACCACCACCUUCACCUGCUUCUACCAGCAGUGAUGUAUCCAUCGUGUCGAGUCCUGCAGCUCAUAGGAGAGGGUCAAAGCGCCCUUUGUCAUCUCCAGCUAGAGAGGUAGAGAAGAACGAUAUCGAAGUUUGGGCUUUGACUGAUGUUGUGUUUGUAGAGGAUAUACGCUCGGCUCCUAUUGGAAAGGUGUUGAAGGUUGACGGUGCUUAUGCUGCGGUCAAGUUUCCCUCUCUAGAUUCUAGCGCUGAGUCUUCAGGGGAUGUUGAUUCCUUCCUACAAGACUGCAGAUUGCUUCGCAAGGAUGAACUCCAGAUUGUCAAGCAGGGCUCGGGUCCAAAGGUGCCAGAUUGUUUCCAGAGAGCUCCAAAGAAACUCAACGUCCCUUCAAAUGGACAAAUUCUUGCUGUGUCCGUUGAUUUCAGAGGUGUGCAUGUCUUGGUCAAAGUGAGAUCUGAGCUCCUGUAUCAGCUGUAUGAGCUGUGCUCCAGUCGCCCUACGACGGAGAGCCCCUUCCCUACCGAUACCAAUGCUUUCAUGGGAAAGAGCAUUGAUAAUAUACGACUGCACAACCCAGGCAAGGACUCUGUCACCUUACUCCAAGAUGGAAACAACACCUUGUAUCCGUUGGCUAAGACGGCUACUGUGACGAUCAGAGAUCCUAACUGGGUCGACCUUCCACCCAUCCGCAGCCUGAGCAUGGGCGUGCAUCAUCUCCCUCACCCUGGGCAGUCUACUAACAUCAAGAGUAAAGCAGCUAUCAUGGUCAUGGCUAUAGAGAACCAGCUGUUGAUGCCCCAUGUACUGAGGUGUGAUUAUGAAGCAGUCUCUCAUUUCCUUAGCAAUCUUCAAUUAGAACCAAAUCCUGCGAUCAAGGAGCAGAAGCUACAGCAUCUUGUUGAGGAGAGGUGUGAUGGAGGGAGAAACAUCUUCCAUGCCUGUGUCAGUCUAUGCAGGCCACUCUCAAAUCAGACCAACAACUCAUCAACGGAAUCCAGCAGUCUGGCUACUUUGACCUCUGAAGUUAGCAGCCGUGCUAAGAUGUUGUGUAAUGCCCUCCACACUCUGAGCAAUGCAAUAGCAGGAGCAGCUAUGGCAUCUGGUAGUGGUCCCAGUUCACAUGGAAUCGGUAUGCGUGAUGCAAUGAGUCGAGGUGGUAGCAGCAGCUCUGCCCAACCGGCUGGUCCUAGCGGUAUACCUGGUGACGACGGGAGAGAGUCUGCUUCUUCCCCGCUCCCAACGGCACCAAUACCUACACUUAGCUGGCCCCCAGAACCGUCAGGACUGUAUAUGGACCAAGAUGAGGAUAACCUUAGCCUCGGGAGCACUUCGGCAACGGUAGGCGGAUCUUCCAGCUCCCUGGCUAGCAACCCACCCUCUCUAGCAACCAGUAUGUCUUACACCCAAGCUGUAGCCCUGACCCCAGAGGAGCGUAGAAGCAAUGCCCAUAGCAUCUUACGUCUGCUCUGUGAGGCAGCUGCUCUUACUGAAAGGCUACCGGACUUCUUGUCUGCCAAGGACUCCCAUGGCAAUACCCCUUUCAUGUCGGCUGUCAAGAUCCGAGCUUAUUCCGUAGCGCUGACCAUUUUCGAUACCACCGAGAACCUGGCGUCCCGUCGACGCCCCCUCACUCGAACUCAGCCUGGUAGCCAGGGUGGAGGCGGUAGCCAGAAAAGGGAAGAGCAGCCAGCCAGUUUCAACAAAGAGCUGUUUGAAUCAAUGGUGUUCCCCCCUGGUAGUCACCCGGACUCCUCCCCUCUCUAUGUGCUCUGCCAUAAUGAUACGUGUAGCUUCACAUGGACAGGAACAGAACAUAUCAAUCAGGACAUCUUUGAGUGUAGGACCUGUGGUCUCCUAGGACCACUCUGCUGCUGUACAGAGUGUGCCAGGAUCUGCCACAAAGGACAUGACUGCAAAUUGAAGCGUACAUCACCUACGGCAUACUGUGAUUGUUGGGAGAAGUGUGAAUGCAAAGCUCUGAUUGCAGGACAGAUCUUCACUCGUAUGGAGCUUCUUGACAGGCUUAUCAAUGAAACCAACUUGGUUACUAUACCAAACAGCAGAGGGGAUCACAUUCUGCUGUUCUUGGCUCAAACCGUGGCCCGUCAGACGGUAGAACAGAGACAGUACCGCCAGUCAAGGAGUAGACUCUCUCGUAAGAAUGAAUCAGACAUUGACAUGCCUGAUCAUAACUUGGAGCCACCCCGGUUCUGUCGUCAUGCCCUUGAGAGCAUCCUACAGGAAUGGCAAGCUGUUAGUGCUAUGAUACUCAAUGGAUGUCAAGAUAAGAAGAAGGAUUGUGGAGGAGGGUCUGGUCACACCCCUAUACCGGAGGACCAGGUGUAUCUAAUGCGUCAAUCUGGUACUGUCAAGUUAGACUGGUUCACCCAUAUGCUCAUUGUCAAGUGUACUUCUUCAGAUCUUGAUACCCUACUGACAACUUUGAUUCGCCGUCUUCGCCAUGCUCAAUCUGCCACCAGUAAGGCCGAGGCAGCAGAGGUAGCCCGUCGGUUCAUCCGAUCCGUUGCUAGAGUCUUUGUUGUUCUCAGUAUUGAGAUGACCCCUGGCAAAAAGCUGUCUGAGCCAGUGCAGCGUUGCAAGCGAGUGUUCCAGGCAUUGAUCCACCAGUCCAUCACAGAGCUGUGUGAGAUAGGAGAUUCACUGAUAGCACCUGUUAGGAUGGGGGUAGCUAGACCCUCCUCACCGUUCCCUCUCUUCAACAGCCAUGCUGAUGCUAUCCAGGGAAGUGAAGAAUUGUUUUUUACGGAGCCCCUCCCAAUGAGGUCUGCUUCUAGCAACCAGUCUAGUUCAAGCCACACCCAUCACCAUGCCCCUUCUCUGCGGACACACCCACACCGUAUUACCCGUAAUCGUACCAUCGAUGAAGACGAUCAAGACAUGGAGGUUGGAGAAGGCGAAGAGAUUGACAUGGUCGAAGGAGAUAUUGUGGUUGUAUCCAGUGAUGUACGUGAGAGGGAUUCCAGCAGUGCCCCGCCCAGAGACCCUAGGGAACAACCAAGUCAAGACGAUCAACAAGAAGAUGACGCUGGUAAUGAGAGUGACAUGGACCUAGACCUUCUAGCAGAGAGUGACUAUGAUAGUGAGAGUAACCAUAGCAACCAAGAUCAAGAAAGCAGCGCUCAGGACUCCAGCCGUCGAGGUGGCGUCAAUGCUCCUAAUGCUGGAUCCGAUGCUGGCGGUGGUCUAGCAUCACUAUUCUUUUCUGAAGAUGAAUCAUCGUCCAAUGCUGAUGAAGCCGAAGAGGAAGAAGAGGAGGACAGCGAUAAUGAAUUCAAUGAGAUAGAAGAAGAGACCGUCGAUCAGGCGUUCAAUGAAGACUCGCUGGAGAGACCGACUACAGCUAGUGCAAGUGGAUCUCAAAACAUUGAAGGAAACAGAUCUAGCCAGCCACCACACCCUCUCCAGUGGGCCUUCCGCAAUCAACAGCCUCUGUCAUCAAACAACUCCAGGACUAGUGGCUCUGGAGUGGUCAAUGAGGUGCUAGGAUCUGCCAGUACCGCUCCUCCUGUUGUACCCACAGGUCUCAUUUACAUCGACCCCUCCAACUUGAGACGAACGACCAUCUCCACGGCAGCGAACCCCACUCCACCUACCACCAACACAACUGAGACUGCUCCUACCACCACAGCAAGCCGACUAGCGAGGGCGUUUGGCAUCGUGCUACGACAGGUGUCUGAUCUAAUGACCUCCCUACCAAACUACAAGGCUCCUGAACCUCUCACAGAAACACUAGAGAUUACCGCUGAUAAUGCCAAAGAGCUGCAGAAUUACGUGCAGUGCAGUCUGAAGCCCACAUGGGACUGGCUGGUGUGUGUGAUGAACAGUACAGAGGCUCAGUUACGAUAUGGCAAGGCAUUGAUGGGAGCUACUGAUCCUUCACACCCAUCCCAUCCAAUGCGCAGUCAGUACAUGCGGACUUUGAGGGGAGCAGCCCGCGAUGCAGCGGCCAGGGAAGAGACGGCCUACCAGCACUCCUUGGAGAGCAGAAGACGAGGAACCCACAACAACACAGAGGAACACGGCUCCAUGAUGGACUACUUGACCUAUGUGCUAUCACUCAUGAGAUCGCAUAACAGCGAACACUUGGGAUCACUCCCGAUGUUGGACAUUGCUGCCAUGAAGCACAUCGCUUAUGUUCUAGACUCCUGCAUCUACUUCUUACGUUGCUUUGAGCGCGAGCCACUCUCUGAACCCUCUCAGGCAUCCUCAAGCAAGCGUUCAUGGUGCUUCUCCCAGGACGUUGAUGGAGGCGAAACCAGCGAUUCCAACAUGGAUGUUGACGGGGCAGAGGAAGAUCGGUUGGCAACGUCUGGUCGCAAACAUCCAUUCUUUGUCCGAUCAGAUUCAACCACCUUCCUAGGUUGCCCACCACCUGAUCCAAUAGAGACCCCUCUCUCAGAAGCCCUACCUCUGGCUGAUAGACCUCACCUACUGCAGCCAAGUGCCACCAAAGAACAGCUCUUCGGAAUGCCUCAGAAUCCAGUCCUUCCUACAGACUCUGAAGUAGCUUUAGGCCACAACCAAUCGGUAACAGUACACCAAUCUUUCUUGGAGAUCCUACCCACUCAGAUGAGUGUGUCCCAGCGUCAGGUCUUGGGUCAGCCAGGCAUGGAUGAUGACCAAGAAGAGGAAGAAGAUGAAGAAGAUGGGAUAGAAGAAAAUGAGGAUGGAGCUGCUGCUGGACCGUCCACUCUGCCAUCCAAUGGGCCACCAGCCCCUCAGGCUCAAGGUGAAGAGGAGAGAACAGAGACACAAGAAUCCUCCUCGGUAACAUCAGGUGCAGUUUCAGCAGCCACAGGAUCAACACUACCUGUAAGCCAGAGCUUAGGAGAAAGCAGUGACCUGUAUCAGCCAUCAGGACCAUCAUUUUCAUCAAGCAGCUUCUCUGGUCCAUCGUCAGAUUACAGUCAAUCCAGUGCCGCAUCGGCAAGUGCUGCAUCAGCAGCAAAGCCCAUUUUCCAAGAUCAGCCGAGGAACUUGAGUGGAGUGAUCCAAGGUUCUUCUGCUCAAGAAAGUCCUGGACCGUCACAUGGAAGUGAAAGUGAAGGUGGUGACUCGGUGCCAAGUGCUUUAGAUGUUGCAGGAAGCAGUAGCAGCCAGGCAUCCUCAGCAGGACCUUCUGGUGUUAACACUGCAGGAGGUGCUUCUGCAACAGUUGUAAGCGUGAUUCGUACAACUGGAUCAGUAGAUAAAUCUGCAGGAGAUCCUCAAGCUCAUAGCUCAGGAAGUAGAGAACCAUUGGUCAAUCAGCCAGGGCCUGUAAGGGUAUCUGAGAUACCUCUUCCUCCAGACCCUGUAAGGGACAGCAGUGAAGAAUACUCUGGUGCUAGUAGGAAUGUUAGUUUGGGUGCCCUCUUCCAUGUUGGAGGAGAAGAAUCCGUGCAAGCUAGUCCAAUGAACCUAUCUGAAUCUGCCCAUAGUGGACAGGCUGCAGAACCUUCGGCUUUAGAGUUGUCUAAUCAUGAGACUGGUGAACGGAGUCGUCCGACAUCGGCUACAAGAGACCUUGAUGGAGCCGAUCCUGAAGAUGGAGGAAGAAGGAAAUCUUCAGGAAGAGGAGGUCCAACAACAAUCACUGUUGACAGAGCUGAUAUACAACCUGUUAGCGACAUUGAUCAAGUCAUUAGACUCACAAGGCCGCUGUCUCCACUGCUGUCAGCGGAUAUGUUACUUGGUAGAUGGCGUCUGUGUCUAGAGCUCUUUGGCCAUGUCUUCCUCGAGGAUGUUGGGGCUGAGCCAGGGUCUGUCCUUAGUGAGCUAGGAGGGUUUGAAGUCAAGGAAUCUCGAUUCAGGAGGGAGAUGGAGAAACUCCGCAACAACCACACAUCCAAGGAUCUCACGUUAGAGGUGGAACGCUCUCGUGACCUGCUUAUACAGCAGACCAUGCGCCAGCUGAACACUCACUUCAACCGGAGGAGCAGUAGCAACCUUGCUGGCCUGCCACUUGCUGUACACCGGGUGAAGGUGACCUUCAAGGAUGAACCAGGUGAAGGCAGUGGGGUAGCAAGGAGCUUCUAUACAGCCAUUGCAGAAGCUCUGAUGUCUCAAGAAAGAUUACCCAAUCUCGAUGAUUGCCAGGGUUCCAACAAGGGACCGCAAUACAGUCUAAUCCAGAGGCUUCGAAGCAGGGAGAGGGAGAGGGAACGUCAGCGUCGCUCUGAGCUGCGAACAGGCAGCGGACGGAUGGCCCAGAGUUUGGACCGUGAUAGGAACACCCUGUCCUAUGAUGCAAGACCAUUCUACCCUCGGGAUAGUGCUAAUUCUGAUGACCGCAGUGCUGACUAUGAGCCGCUUCCACCAUCCAAGCAGGCUCUAGGUGAACGGCUUUUCCCGAGGGUGUAUGCUCUACAACCAUCUUUGGCCAGUAUGAUCACAGGUAUGCUAUUGGAGCUACCGCCGGCUAGACUACUGCUGUUACUUGCCAGCGAGGAAUCUCUCAGGGAACGGGUGGAGGAAGCUGUGGAUAUCAUCCUCUCUCGUGGAAGCCGUGACGACCCUUCAGACAGCAGCCGUCUAGACCUUGACAUCUUUGGUCUUGGAGAGAGAGAGAAGAGCAAGAACGAGAGCAGCGGAUCAACGUCUUCAGCCAUGGCGAUAGAGACGGAGGACUGUGACGAUGCAGAUCGUGAUGGUGAGGCAUUGUUCUUUCAGCCCGGCAAGAGGGGAUUCUACUCCCCAAGACCGGGCAAGAACACCGGGGAGAGACUCAAUGUCUUCAGAAAUGUCGGCAGGAUAUUGGGCUUCUGCUUGCUUCAAAACGAGCUGUGUCCUUUGACCCUAAACCGACAUGUCAUCAAGUUUCUACUAGGAAGAAAGAUUGGUUGGCAUGACCUGGCUUUCUUUGACUCAACCCUAUACGAGGGUCUACGCCAGCUACUCCUGGAUGCAGAGCGAGGUCACGCUGCAAGCAUUGCUGCAAUGGAGCUGACAUUCUCCAUCCAGCUGAGUAAGGAGGAAGGAGGUCAGACGGUUGAUCUUAUCCCAGGAGGGAGCAGGGUUAGCGUCAAUACGGACAACAUCUUCGAGUAUGUCAGGCAUUACGCAGAGUACAAGAUGGUAACCGUGGCCCACAAGUGUCUCACGUCUAUGAGGCAAGGACUGUUUGAUGUCUUGCCACGUAAUUCAAUGGAUGGCCUCACCGCAGAGGACUUCAGGUUACUGGUCAAUGGAUGUGGCCAAGUCAACGUCCAGAUGUUGAUCAGCUACACUACAUUUAAUGAUGAGACAGGCAAGCUAGGUGAUGGUCACAGUAAUGAAGGUAAUGACAAGCUGUCAACCUUCAAAUUAUGGUUCUGGAGUAUUGUAGAAAAGAUGACAACUCAACAAAAACAAGAUUUGGUGUAUUUCUGGACCUCCAGUCCUAGUCUACCAGCUAGCGCAGAAGGUUUCCAGCCCCUCCCUACCAUCACAGUACGCCCACCCGAUGAUAACCAUCUCCCAACCGCCAACACCUGCAUCAGCCGUCUGUACAUCCCACUCUACAGCUCAAAGGCUAUCCUCAAGAAGAAGCUGUUACUUGCUAUCAAGACCAAGGCCUUUGGUUUCGUCUAGAUCCUUAAGGAUGCUCUAUGCUGUGAAGUCUCCCUUUGAAUAAUCAGAGCCUUGCUCUUGAAGCCUUUGAUUUUAGUCUGACACCUUUAUGAACCCAAAGAAGCUGUUG